AUGGAGAAGUCACACGCCAAGUCUUCUCUCAAGAAGUUUGUGAGGAGUGCUUCACUGUCUUCAGCUUCAUGGAGCUCCAGCGAGAGAGGAAUGGCAAAAGAUGAAGUGUACAAAGAACGAAAUUAUGACAAAGUUAAAACUUAUCAAAGGCCUUCAGCAAAAGAAAAUACCAAGCCACAGGAAAUCAAACUACAUACCCAACAAAGAGCCAUCAAACGGGCAAUCUUCAACUAUGAGGUAGCCACAAAACUGUAUCUCAUAGAGCAACAGAAAAAACAAGAAGAGAGGUUACAGAAGUUGAUAGAAGAGGAGGAGAUCCGGCUGCUGAGAAAGGAGAUGAUUCCUAGAGCUCAACUAAUGCCUUUCUUUGACAGACCUUUCUUUCCACAGAGAUCAAACAGGCCAUUGACAGUUCCGAGAGAGCCAAGUUUCAUGAGCAUGAUGAGCAGCGGGAAGUGCUCGAGCUGCAUUAUUCCUAACAGCCAACUCUACAGUUUCCAACAGAGCCGUCACACUCUCAAGGCCAUUUACAAGCCUUCAGCAAAAGAAAAUACCAAGCCACAGGAAAUCAAACUACAUACCCAACAAAGAGCCAUCAAACGGGCAAUCUUCAACUAUGAGGUAGCCACAAAACUGUAUCUCAUAGAGCAACAGAAAAAACAAGAAGAGAGGUUACAGAAGUUGAUAGAAGAGGAGGAGAUCCGGCUGCUGAGAAAGGAGAUGAUUCCUAGAGCUCAACUAAUGCCUUUCUUUGACAGACCUUUCUUUCCACAGAGAUCAAACAGGCCAUUGACAGUUCCGAGAGAGCCAAGUUUCAUGAGCAUGAUGAGCAGCGGGAAGUGCUCGAGCUGCAUUAUUCCUAACAGCCAACUCUACAGUUUCCAACAGAGCCGUCACACUCUCAAGGCCAUUUACAAGUGA
Morus notabilis is the source of this 921-nucleotide messenger RNA. RefSeq names its product protein TPX2. The transcript has 11 exons. Gene Ontology annotation, molecular function: protein kinase activator activity; microtubule binding. Bases 1 to 921 code for a protein of 306 amino acids. Gene Ontology annotation, cellular component: mitotic spindle; nuclear microtubule. Lineage: Eukaryota; Viridiplantae; Streptophyta; Magnoliopsida; Rosales; Moraceae. Gene Ontology annotation, biological process: regulation of mitotic spindle organization; activation of protein kinase activity; mitotic spindle assembly. The record is from RefSeq and is a predicted model, not a curated record.